UAAAACCACGUACGUAGAACCAUGUGAACUUGUCUUAAACUCUAUAUUUAAAAAAAAAACCCACAAAAUUCUCAAGGUCGAAUUCAUAUUAUACACAUUCAAACUCCUUUUUUUUUUUGGUGUUUCUGAAUCUCUCUUUCUCUCUCUCCAAUGGAGUUCCUCACAGUGACAUGUCUUUUACUUGUGUCUUACGCCAUCUUCUCCCUCGUGAGAUCAGUUCUCGAGGAGAGAAGCAAGAGAUGCUUUGUGCUUCACUACGAGUGCUACAAGGGAAAAGACGAGGCGAAGCUCGACUGCGAAACCUGUCUGGGGAUAGCGGCCCGGAACAAGAACCUUGGUCUUGAAGAAUACCAGUUUCUCCUCCGGACAAUGAUUCGUUCAGGCAUCGGAGAGGAAACUUACUGCCCAAGAAACGUCCUCGAAGGCAGAGAAGAGUGCCCUACCCUUCUCGACGCGUACUCGGAGAUGGACGAGAUCAUGUUCGAUACUUUGGACAAGCUCUUUGCCAAGACCGGCAUUUCCCCGUCUGAAAUCGACAUACUUGUCAUGAACGUCUCGCUCUUUUCGCCGGCUCCUUCUAUGACGUCUCGGGUAAUAAACCGAUACAAGAUGAGGGAAGACAUCAAGUCUUACAAUCUCUCCGGAUUGGGCUGCAGUGCCGGAGUUGUAUCGAUAGGUCUUGUCCAGAGCCUGUUCAGAACGUAUAAAAACUCGCUGGCAAUCGUUGUCAGCACAGAGCUGAUGGGUCCGAUCUGGUAUUGUGGAGUAGAAAGAUCGAUGAUGCUCUCCAACUGUCUCUUCCGGGCAGGAGGGACAUCAGUUCUGUUAACAAACAAGACAAAGCUGAAGAACAAAGCCAUCAUGGAGCUGAAGACAGUGGUUCGUGCCCAUGUUGGAUCUGACGACGAAGCUUACUCAUGUUGCCAACAGAUGGAAGACAAAGAAGGACGUCCAGGCUGUAUCCUAACCAAAUACGUCAAAGAGGCGGCGACAAUGGCGUUGACGGAAAACCUUCAAGUGUUGCUUCCAAAGGUCUUGCCCUUGAAGGAACUGCUUCAUUACACGAUAGGUCGGGCACUGAAGAGAAGUACGAAAGGCGAAUCCUCGGGCCGUAGACUAAACCUAAAGAGCGGAAUUCAACACUUCUGCUUACACCCAGGAGGAAGGGCGAUCAUCGAAGGCAUGGGGAAAAGCUUAGGGCUUAGCGAAUUUGACGUCGAGCCAGCGAAAAGCACGCUUCAUAGGUUCGGUAACACGUCGUCCAGCGGAGUUUGGUACAUAUUGGGAUAUAUGGAAGCUAAAAAGAGGCUCAAGAAGGGUGACAAGAUUCUGAUGAUCGGUCUGGGUGCCGGAUUUGAAUGCAACAACUGCGUUCUAGAGGUUAUGAAGGAUAUGGACGAUAAGAACGCCGCGUGGGCCGACUCGAUCGAACGCUAUCCCGAUGUGCUGAAAAUCACGAGCCCUUUCAAGGAGAAGUAUGAUCAGAUCAACGAAGACGAGUCGGGCUUUUUCGAGAUGAUAAAAGGAUUAGCAGCUAAGCGUAUCUCUGCGUCGGCUGCGGAGAAGAAGGAUGCUUGAUGAAACGAACUUUAUUUCAUUUCUUUUGUACUUUGAAGCAUGGAUUCUACACAUGUACUGUAUCAUGAAGAUUAUAUUAAAGUUUGAUUCUGGAAAAUAAUUAAUAUGUUCAAGUACUUUGGUACGAGGUUAAAGA
Messenger RNA from Tarenaya hassleriana, 1714 nucleotides. Its product is annotated as 3-ketoacyl-CoA synthase 19-like. Gene Ontology annotation, cellular component: membrane. Gene Ontology annotation, molecular function: acyltransferase activity, transferring groups other than amino-acyl groups. Gene Ontology annotation, biological process: fatty acid biosynthetic process. The coding region runs from base 151 to 1578 and encodes 475 amino acids. Lineage: Eukaryota; Viridiplantae; Streptophyta; Magnoliopsida; Brassicales; Cleomaceae. The record is from RefSeq and is a predicted model, not a curated record. The transcript has a single exon.